Lodderomyces elongisporus is the source of this 2187-nucleotide messenger RNA. RefSeq names its product Nop8p (gene NOP8). The record is from RefSeq and is a predicted model, not a curated record. NCBI's taxonomy places the organism in Eukaryota, Fungi, Ascomycota, Pichiomycetes, Serinales, Debaryomycetaceae. Bases 1 to 2187 code for a protein of 728 amino acids. The transcript has a single exon.
AUGAGCGAGUUGAAAGAGCUAAGGAUCCAUAUUGGAAAUAUUUCAAGUAAAUUACAUGAUAAUAGCAGCCUUUUAGAACAACGAUUUUCCAAAUAUGCCACAUCGGUGAUUUCACCUUUGGAGUUUCACACCAAGCCAUUGCAACUUCACUAUUUCGCAUAUGUCACUAUUUCUAUUACACAGCAAAACUAUGAGAAGUUGAAAUCAGCAUUGAAUGGAGUCGUGUUUAUGGGAAGUAAACUUAGUGUCUCAAUAGCAAAGCCAUCGUAUACUGCAAGACUAGAGGAACAAGCAACAAAGAACAAGGCUUCGGUAAAUCUGCGAAAGGUUGCAAAGAAGUUGGAAAAAGAGGUUAAAAUAGCACAGGCAAGAGCUAGACGAAUAGAAGAGUCUCAAUGUACAUACCCGACAAACUCGUUUACCCUGGGUAUACGAAUAUCAGAUCGACUUCCCAUUCAUGAUUGGUUUUCACUUUCUGAACACACAGCAAACAAUACUACCGCAAACACGAAAAAUCCACCACCAACUCAUCGCUUAGAUGGAACCAAGUCGUAUGGUGCUACAACGGGUAGUCUUGUUUACAAAUACAAAGAUGGGAAUUCUGCUAGCGUGAUCAAAGGUGUUCAUCGACGUACACCAAGAAAAGAUUUGAAACUGCAAACUUUGAGAAUAUUGAUAAACGGAGAGUUGAAAACUUAUAAAUGUUACAAGACCAAGUUGUGGGGCGUCGAGAGGGGAAGAAGUUUGCGGGAAUUGACCUGGAAAUACGAGGAUGGCAUUGGAUGGAAAAGUGGCGAUGAUCACCUUGUAGAAAGUGUAAGUUGUGGAAUCAAUGGAAGACAAGCCAUGGAAUAUGGUAAGAGAGUGGCCAUGGUUGAUGCACACACUGGAAAAGGUCCAUCAAAUUCAGAAUCAUAUAGUAAAGGCUUUCACUCGUUGGACGAAGACAAUGACGCGAAGAAGAACAAAUUGGUCCUUGCUGCUUUCUUACAAACAUUUGAUUUUGAUAAACCAGUUGAUGUCGAAGAAGAAGCAAAUUUGGAGAAAGAUGACAUUGAAGUUGAUUCAAAAGGUCGUAGAAAAGUGCAACACUAUGAUUACGAGAUUAAAGAUUCUAUAAAUGAUACGGACAUGGAUGUGGAUGAAAAUGAAAAUGAAAAUGAAAAUGAAAGUGAGAAUGAGAAGGGCCAAGAGAAUAGAGAGCUAAAAGACAUCGAUAUUGAACAAGUUAUCAAACAAAGUACAGUUGAUUUGGAAAAACCAAAGGAAGAGACAUAUUAUGACGAAGAUGACGAAGGUAACGAUAUUCUGGACUUGGAGUUUAUCGAGAAAGCUGCAUUUGUAUCUCAAGGUGAUAUUCCGACAAAUUUGGAAAGACAAACAAAAGCAGACUCAGGAGUAGAAUUGGGGACAAGUGCAACACAAAAUGUCGGACUGAUAGUCAAAGAAAAAGUGGAUCUAAACGAAGAGCAGUUAGAGUCAAAAAGUUCUGAGGUGGAACCUACACCGACAUUAGAUACAUCCUUGGAAAAGCAAUCAUCACAAACAACCAAAGCCCUUCGCUCUUUGUUUAACCCAACAGUCUCAAUCGCAACAGACGUGAUUCUGAAUGCAGACGAAGACGAACUAGCAAGAGCUACUACUACUGAUACUACUACCACCACCACCACUACUACUACUACUACAAAAACAACAACAGGUGGUGGCUUCAAACUAGCUCUUUCUGACGACGAUGAAGAUAUUGAUACAGAGAAAGUAUUUCCUAUCGUACAAAAUCAGCAACAAAAUGAUAACAAUCAGAAUUCAAACAAUCAGGACCAUGCGUUUAAUACACAAAUCCAAAGCCAGUUGAAAAAUCAAAAGAUGAGUCAUUUUGGUCUUUUUUGGCCCCAUUUGGACUCUCCUUUCCUUUCAACUCAAUCACAUUUGGCAAAGAUUGGAGCCGUGGAAGAUGAUUACAAGUAUACUUGGCCAAUGACUCAAAAUGGCCAAAUUGGCCCAAAUAGUCCAAAUGGCGAUGUUUCAAAGAUACCAAGCACAAGCGGAAACGGAAAUGAUGACAAGCAAGUAGAAGUGGGAGAAGAGACCGAGUAUGAGAAGUGGUUUUGGUCCGUUCGUGGUGAAAUUACUCGUGAGUGUAAACGUCGUAGAAGAGACUUAGUCAGAAAUUUCCGUAAACGCAAGUAA